Molecule: messenger RNA, 1185 nt
Organism: Eruca vesicaria subsp. sativa (arugula)
Lineage: Eukaryota; Viridiplantae; Streptophyta; Magnoliopsida; Brassicales; Brassicaceae
Source: the annotation of a GenBank genome assembly
AUGAAACAGCAAGAAGAAACAACCGAACUAAUAAACAAAAGAAGAAGAAUACAAUCUCCGUCAAUAUCCUCUUUUCCUCUCGAUCUUAUCUCGGAGUUACUCUUAAAGCUGCCUGCUAAAUCUGUUGGCAGGUUUCGUUGUGUUUCAAAGCUAUGGUCAUCAAUCACCACCGAUCCAUACUUCAUCAACAAAUUUGAAACUCGGUCCACAAAAGAGAAGCCAUGUCUUCUAGUCACAUUCAAAAGAGGUGACAGGUUGUUUGUUUUCUCGAUUCCUCAAGACCGUCAGACUCCAAACCAGCCACAUUCGAUUUCUUCUCAGCCUGUUCAUAGCUAUCAUAUGAGAUACCCCAAACACUGUUCUUUCUUACCCAAGGUAUCUGUCCAAGGCUUGAUUUGCUUUGCAAACCCAUCAAAACCCAUGAUUUGGAACCCUACAAUCCGAAAGUUCUUAACCCUAACCAAACCCGAAAAGAAUUGGGAGCAUACAGUGGCCUUCUUAGGAUACGAUCCAAUCAAUAACAAACACAAAGUUUUGUGCAUGCCUUUUAAUGAAACCGUAGACGAGUGUAGGGUUUUGACACUAGGAUCAGCUCCAGGAUCAUGGAGAAAGAUAAAGACCAACCAUAAGUAUCUUUUUAGGAGUUACUAUACCAGUUAUAACUGCAUCAACGGGGUCUUGUAUUAUAUAGCAUAUGCUGAUCAAAACGAGAAUGCUGGCACUAUACUAAUGAGUUUUGAUGUCAGAUCUGAAAAGUUCCAUAUGAUAAAAUUUCCGUGGAAUAAUAUUGGUGGUGGUGUACUCAGACUAUAUGAGGGAAUGUUAGCUUGUUUUAGAAGUAACUAUCCAGGUGAUGGCAUUACAUUGUGGAUUUUACAGGAUGCAGAGAAACAUGUUUGGUCUCCUAAAAAUUUUCUUGUGCCUUUUUAUUACUACGACCGGAGUUUGAAAAUAGCUUGCAACUUAAUUGGUAUCACGGAUUCAGGCGAGAUUGUUUAUGUACCAGUAAGGUUUUAUAAAUCGUUUUAUGUUAUAUAUUAUGAUCCGAAGAGAAACAGGUUCCACAGAGUUGAGUAUAAAGGAAUCUCAGACGAUGAAUCAAGGCUUAAGAAUGGACUUGUAAGAAGUCGUCUGUUUAAUAUCCCUAUUGUCUCGAAUCACAUGGAGAGUCUCGUGUUUUUUUAA